Molecule: messenger RNA, 1256 nt
Organism: Abrus precatorius (Indian licorice)
Lineage: Eukaryota; Viridiplantae; Streptophyta; Magnoliopsida; Fabales; Fabaceae
Exons: 2
Coding region: 218-682 (154 amino acids)
Source: RefSeq, a predicted model, not a curated record
GUAGAAAAUAGAAUAGAAAAUGGAGGGAUGCAGCGGAAGUGACAACGUUGAAAGGGGAUGCUGAAUGAGAGUGGAUUGGUUGGUUAAUGGUUUAUAUAAAUAAGGUCCUCAAAUUUCUUUGUUACUGCCUCUUUCUGAGUUUCCGUGCAACACCAGACGCGAUCCUUCACCUCCUCAGUGCAGCUGCGACGUCGUUUUCUGUUUCCUUCUUUCUCUCAUGGGACUUUUCAGAAGGAUAGUUGGAUUUCUAGGGUUUUCAAGGGACGAUGUCCACGAACACGAUUCUAAGGACGACGAACCCGACGGUCAACAUCGUACGGCACGGUUUCGCGUCAAAGAAACCGGUCUUCCUCGUAAAGGGUUUAGUGUCCAGGCCCAGGUCGUCGUCGAUCGCUCCCAGCUUGGUCCCGUUCUCACUCCUUCUACCUCUGGCGACGGCGAAGUUCAGGGUCUGGGAUGGUAUACAAAGCGUCUUAUGAUAGACGAAGAUGGAGAUGUAGCAGAUGAAUUCCUUGAUGAGGUUUCUUCAGAGAUUCCAGAAUCACUUGCUGUAGAUCAUCAUAAAAUGCCAGCAAGAUUUAAACUGAAAUGCGGUACUAGGCCAGUCAAAGUGAAACAGAUUCUAUCAGAUGGGAAAAUUCAGCAAUAUGUGGAACACCAGGGCAGAUUGCAGCGGGUAUAAUUAAAUCUGUUUAGGUAUUGGUCUGACUAUUGAUUUGUGGGCCUUAUCUGUUUAGUUGUGCAAUCGGUGGGAACCUGCUGUCAAAACACUAAUAUUUUAACUGAGCUUUACUUGAUGGUUCCUUUUUACUCUUUGAUUGUCUUUCACUAGCCAUGAAUAUGUCUGCGAAUUGCUGCAUUUGGUGAAAGUGUGUGGGAGUUAAAUGUACAAUUUAAGGAAGUCUGGGUUUACCCAACAAAUUGUGCUACUAAAUCUCAUGUCUUAAGCUAUAUAUUACAGAGGCUGUGUCAAGUUUUUAGGUCUAGUGGUCGAAAAAUUUUUGGUACACAACAUUGAAUAAGGUGCAAGGUUUUCUGGGUGAAAGGACUAUGUGUGAGGAGAUCUAUGAAGCUCUGAACUUCGACAAGUAGACGCACUUGAAGUGAAGUUCGUCAUUAGGUAUGGUAGUUUCCUGUAAGUAUUGAAAUGUGGGACGUGUGAUUCUGCUAAUGAUGAUAAUUUGUUCUUUACUUCUAGCUUUUGUUCAAACUGUUUGUGAUGUUCAUUAGAUUAAUAAAGUGAAAUAUAGAUUUUU